Entamoeba invadens IP1 is the source of this 378-nucleotide messenger RNA. RefSeq lists its product as hypothetical. The transcript is spliced from 2 exons. Lineage: Eukaryota; Evosea; Mastigamoebida; Endamoebidae. Bases 1 to 378 code for a protein of 125 amino acids. The record is from RefSeq and is a predicted model, not a curated record.
AUGACUGACAUUGGAUCGAACGCAAUCUUUGUCAAUCCAAACUCUCUUUCGGAACAUGUCGGAAAGAGAGUGAUACUUUUAGUUCGCAUAAAACAGGCAUCUGGUGAAAUUGGUCCACUCGAGGUGAGCGUUGUUGGAAAGCAAAUCACAAUACAACAAACAUCGAUCACCUUCCCAGAAACACAUGCCGAGACGGAGGUUCCGUUUAAAAUCACUGCGACUGUAACAAACGAGAAUGAAGUCGAAUUAGUCUCUGUUGCCACAUGUGAGUUUAGUAGUAACAUCUACAACAACUUGCUUGAGGUUGUAUCAUCUGGAAAAAGCGCUAUAUUCCACCCGACUGGAAACACCGAUUAUGCUGAUUUAGAUAUCGAGUAA